UUCACUUAAACUGAAUUUUCUAGGACUUCUAAAGGGCUUCUGUCUUAGGGACAAUUCUAGUCAAGUCCGAUUUCUUCAUUUUUACUAUAAUAAAGCCAGGUCCGAAAAAUGCCAUUUGUCUUAGGCGCCCCAGGUAGUGACAGAUCUAGGCUUAAAAUUCACAACUCCUGACCCUCUUCCUUUUAAGAAUUAAGUUACUUCUAGAAAAAUAAAACCAAGAUUAUUAGGCCGGCGGGAAGCUAUUUGCGAAUUAUAAAUGCCCGCUAACAAAAUGUAGCCUCCAAGUAGAAAAAGCGCACCUAUGUUGUUACCAUGGUUACUGCAAAGCCAAUGGAAUGAGCCGUACUUUUGUUUUGCCGAAAAACCCCGCCCCAAGGCCCAAAGGCCAAUGGUGUGCGCUGUCUCCACAGGAAGAGCAGCCCCUGAGCCAAUGGUGCGCGUCGUUUCUAUGGUUCCCGCCGGAAGGACGCCUCGGCGUCUCUGCGGCGAGUGCUGUUGCUAUGACGCCCGGGCCUGGGUAGGCACCUGCCGCUGGCCGCUGAGCAGCGGUGGAGCCGAGUGAGCCGGGACCCUCACUGCACUCCCCGAAAGACAGUUUCCGGCCUGGUUCCCGCGGUUCCGCCUCAGCCCCAAGGAGGAAAGCGCCUUUUCUGCGUUCCUUUUCAGCCUUCCAGGUUUUUCCCGCUUCUCUCACCAGUGUGGCCCGAAACCGGAGGAGAGCCUCUCCUGGCUCUGCCUUUGUUGUGGCGGGCUGGAGUGAUUCUGCCUGAAGGAUUCGCCCGUCCCCAGGGACCCAACCGCCACAGGCCUUUAGAAUUAGGCUGUCUGUCUUAUUUAGAGAGGGCUUGGAACCCGUCAGUUAGGUGGGCGCUCCUUUUCUCACUGCCCAGGCGAAGACUCAGUUCAGCCCUGCACAGACCACUGCGCCUGACGGGCCUGGCCCGAGUCCUCCGAGCCACGGCUUCCCCUGGUUGUAGGCUUGUGAACAAAGAACUGCCGUUUUCUGCUUGUUCGUCCUAUGUUCAUCAUGCAGAACCUUAACUGCCGAUGAAGCUCUGGAGAGGCCUUUGGUAUCUUCAGCAUCCGACGUCAUCAAGUCAGUUACCUUCUACCUUUCGAGCUACAAUCUCAUCCGCUUCUCUCAUCACCCUGAGCGCCACUUUUCUCAUCCUGCUCAUUCCACAGCCAUUUUCACCCUUUCUUGUCCAUGCUGCGCAUCACUGAAUGUUCAUUCGUCUCCACCACCUCUGCCAUCUAUAGACCACCUCCCUCUGUUUUCCUGCUACAAUGAUUUGGAUAGCUAAGUAUUCCACAUUCUCCAGCUCUGGAAUCAUUUGGAAGAUUUUCUUUGUUUCUCUGCACUAUGGCAAGCUUCCUGUCUUGGGUAAACUAACUAGCACGGAGAAGCGCACAUUGGUAGAAAACUAUGCAAACAAUGUCCAUAACUUAACAGAGGAAAAAGAAGCAUUUUCUCACGGUUGUGAAAAGGAAAACAAACAGCAUAGACAUGUGGUUAAAGAGCUCCAACCCAAACAGGAAGUGCAAAUAAAAGAGAUUGAAGAAAUGUUGUAUCAAGAGGGCUUAUCUGAAAUAGCUCUGAGCAGCCCCAGUGAACAGAUUACAUACUUACUGGUAGAAAGAAGUACACUCUUGAGGAAACUGGAAACUGGAGGCUCCAAGCCAGAAUCACAAAGAUGUAUGACCAGUAAUCUACAGAAAGGACUUGCCCAGGAGAAACUUGAACAAAUCCACCAGCCUCUGCAAAGAGAACAUGAGAAAUAUCAGGAACCUGUGAAGCAAUCUGAAAAAAAUCUGAGUGAGUCCCGUAAUGAAGACCUGGAAAAAGAUAAAACUUCACAGAACUGCCUGGAGAGAAAUGCAGAACAAGCGGUGGAGAGGUUAAGGAUGGCCUAGGAAGAGAUCCGAAUGCUCAAUGAUGAGCUACAAGGGAGGGAGAAAGAACAGAGUAAAUUAGAUUUUAUUUAUUUAUUUGAGAGAGAGAGAAUGAGAGAUAGAGAGCACGAGAGGGAAGAG
This is a messenger RNA of Zalophus californianus (California sea lion), 2034 nucleotides long. RefSeq lists its product as uncharacterized. The record is from RefSeq and is a predicted model, not a curated record. The coding region runs from base 1288 to 1914 and encodes 208 amino acids. The transcript is spliced from 6 exons. NCBI's taxonomy places the organism in Eukaryota, Metazoa, Chordata, Mammalia, Carnivora, Otariidae.